AUGUCGUCAUCAACAUUCCCACCAGAAGAGCUCAGGGCCAUCGUGCAAGAAGCAGCCGGUGGAUUGAUCUCUGCAACGCUGCUUUCGUUUCCAGGCGCAUCCAAAUACUACAAAGGUGGCCUGACUCUCUACACGCUCGAGUCACGGAUCGCAUUCGCAGGCUGGACGCCCCAGCACAUUGAGAACUACAAAGGUCCCACGCCGGAAAUAGUCUCCGGGCUUGCAGAGCAUACGCGUAAGACAUUGGGGAGCACGUAUACCGUCAGCGAGAGUGGAACCGCUGGGCCAACAGGUGGCACGACCAGAAACCGCACACCAGGAUAUGUGGCGCUCGCUAUUGCGAGGGAUGGGGGCGAGACUGUGACGAGAGAAGUGGAGACUGGAAGCAGUGAUCGAGAAGGGAACAUGCAGCGAUUCGCGGUCGAGGGCUUGAAGCUCGUAAGAGAUGUGAUUAAGGGCGAGAAAAAGCUCUAA
Messenger RNA from Parastagonospora nodorum SN15, 474 nucleotides. RefSeq lists its product as hypothetical. The transcript has 2 exons. NCBI's taxonomy places the organism in Eukaryota, Fungi, Ascomycota, Dothideomycetes, Pleosporales, Phaeosphaeriaceae. The record is from RefSeq and is a predicted model, not a curated record. Bases 1 to 474 code for a protein of 157 amino acids.